Molecule: messenger RNA, 5739 nt
Organism: Archocentrus centrarchus (flier cichlid)
Lineage: Eukaryota; Metazoa; Chordata; Actinopteri; Cichliformes; Cichlidae
Product: zinc finger protein Xfin
Exons: 3
Coding region: 254-3910 (1218 amino acids)
Biological process (GO): regulation of transcription by RNA polymerase II
Molecular function (GO): RNA polymerase II cis-regulatory region sequence-specific DNA binding; DNA-binding transcription factor activity, RNA polymerase II-specific
Source: RefSeq, a predicted model, not a curated record
GCUCGGCUUAAUACUUUCUCGGGCUGCUUUGUGCGCGUAUACCGAGUGAUUCACUUCUGCAAACUGCUCAAGAAGAAGAAAAAGCCGGGCCCACAUUAAGAGCUCAGCGCACCCUCGUAAAAAGGGUCCAAAAUGCCUCGCAGCCACAGCUCUUGUGUCAGAUUUGAGUUAGCCACCGCUAGCUAGUUGAACGGCGGUCAGCGCAUGGCUACGCAGAAUCCAGUCCCGACUCUCUCCCACGCAGACUUUUGACAUGGGGAGUAAAAUGUCCUUCAGCAGAGGAAACAGUGAUCAAAAUACAGUCUCUGAGUUAACUUCUGUGGCACCUCAACCUCGCAGUUCCAUUCAUGCCUCUUCGGACUGCAAGCAGACACCUGAAGAUAGGACAUGCAGUGAGGGAGACCUGGACUCUAGGCGGGGAGGCAAAAUGAAAGGGACGGCACUGAAACAGCCUGGGUGCAGGAAGCCUGGUGUUCGUGUCAACUCUGAAAAAGCCGGUGAGGCAAACUGUCAGCAUAGCGAGCUCAUGGUCUCGCAGGUAGGGGUGGAAGCAAAAUCUCAAACGACACCUGCCGGCGUGUGCAGCUCUACAACAGACAGCCAAGGGAAGCCUGUGGAGAUCCACAAAAAACGUGGGAGACCUCGUAAAAUAAAACCGGCGUUGACUAAAGACAAAAGAGAUCCAGAUGCUGCUGAUGCUGUUCAGCAUAAGGUGGUUAGCACCACCAUAUCUUUGCCAACAUGUGGAGAAAACCACAAAACUGAUGAUUUGCCUAACGCUGUGGAUGGUAAAUUAAUAAAUAAUGUGUCUCAUAAUGAGAUGCGUGCUCCUCAGUCUGUGUUGGAUAAUAAUGUAGAAGGUGUUGCCUCUUUGCUGCCAAAAAGAAGACGAGGCCGGCCAAGAAAAGCAGAAAUUGCAGCUUUUCGAAACCAGGUUUCUAAGACUUCUGCUCCCAGCGCUCCUACUUCUCCUCCUCAUGCUAAUAACGUUAGUGGUCCUGCACGGAGACUGAGGAGUAGAGGAGAGCAGCCUCCUUUGACGCAGGAUGAUAAGUUGGAAUCUCGUAGCAAGGAGGACAAGAAGGUGCUGAAGCAGAAUGAAGCAGCCACUACAGAAAGUAUUUGUGCAUCCAAAUCUAAAGGUGUGAAGAGACGAAGGACUAAGUUGCAGAUUGAUCAGCAAGUCCCAGCAAAAGUGUCCAAGCUGGAUAAAACCCAUGAGGCUCGGUCGGGGUCGAACAGCGAAACAGACUGUGGAGGAACAGCAGGGACAGAUAAACAGAUGGACCUGAGCACUGACAACCAAGGGUUUGAUUCACACGGAAAGGAUGAUCAGCUCCCCCUGCAUUCUGUGGAGGGCCAAGAACAGGAAAAGCAACAAGAGAAAACUGAAUUACCACAAAUACAGCUGAAUUCCCAGGCUGAAUCUGAAGUUAUUCCUUCAGAGGGUUUGAAAGGUGCAAAUUUGCCAAGCCCUACUCCGACUGAUGAUCCUCAAAUAAAGCAGUCAUUGGACGUGAAUGGCAGCAAGGAGAUUGUGGGGAGUCUGGAGUUAUCAAAAACUCCAGAGUCUCCAACAAAUCCAGAGCUGCAAAAGGAAAAGCCUUCUAGCCCAGAUACCCCGACUUCCUCUGAACAAACACGGACACCUGCUGGGACCCCACCUGCUGUGAAAGCUGAGACUGUAGAGAUAGAGCUGGAGCCUUUAAAGCCCACGUCCCAGUCAAAUAGCAGUAAUUCUUCCCGACACAGUGCCAUCCCCUCAGUUAAAUCCGAGGUUCCAAACACCACUUUUCGGCGCAAGAGGGGUGGCAAGAGGAGGAGGAUGGUAAACAAGGUUUUGUUACAAAGAGGGGAUUUUGUAGAGAACCGUGAGGCAGGUGGUAACACCCAAUCAAAAACAGACUGCGGUGAUGGCAAGAAGGAAGCUAACACCAGUGUUGACGAAAAUAUCGUCUAUACUAAAAAAGGGGGUAAAACAGUGUUGAAAUGUGGUUAUUGUGGUCGUACGUUUAAGUUUCUGUCUCAGUUUGUCAUCCAUCAGCGCAUUCAUACAGGAGAGAGGCCUUUCAAAUGUCCCGAAUGUGGCAAAGGUUUUAGCAAAAACUCUAACUUAAAUCUUCAUCUCAAGACGCACAGAAAGAGCAACAAAUAUCAGAAAUGUCCAUAUUGCAAGAUUAAAUUUUCUUGCUCUGAGUAUGCCUUGCAUAUGGAGACGCACGCACAUGAGCUGGAGCUUGAGAGUAAGAACAACAAGUAUGAGGAACAGAGCAGAGGCCCAGCAGAGGAAAACAGCAAGGAACCUCAACGAGCAGCAGAAAAAAGAGAGAAGAAAGUCUGCCAAUACUGCGGUAAAACAUUCCCAUUUCAAUCUGCCCUCAUAAGACAUGUCCGAGUCCACACAGGAGAGAAGCCUUAUAAGUGUGACAUAUGCAGCAAAGCUUUCGGCCAAGCCUAUUUCCUCCGUGUUCACGAGCUCACGCACUGGUCUGUGAAGCGUUACAAUUGCACCCGUUGUGAAAAAUCAUUUACUCAUUAUAGCAAUGCAAAAAAUCACACAUGCAGGCCUUUGGGAAGCAGUGGCAAUACGCAGUCAAACCGACGCCUAAAGCCUUCGCUAACAUACACGUGUCACAUCUGCAAGAAUGUUUUCGAUCAUUUGCAGGAGUUCAACAGCCACAUGAGAGAGCACACCGGUGCAAAGCUUUAUCGCUGCUUGUACUGUGACAAGUUGUUCGGUGUGCUGUCUGAAUUUAACGCCCAUCGCAGUCAGUGCAGCAUGGAAAGAAAUGCCUCCAGCUCUGCAAUAAAGGAGGAGGAGAUGGUGUCAUUAAUUCAGUACACAGUGCCUGCUCUCAGGUGCUCAUCAGCGCACAAUUCAGCUCCUGUUGAGGCUGUAAACUGUGAAAUGCAGAGAAAACAAUCACAGGUUAGCCUCAAGAAACGCUCUAACAACUUAAAGAAACCGUUCCAGUCAACGGUCAUACCGGCUCACCAUCUCACACCCCUGGUGUCAAAGUUAAACAAAUUAGAUAACAGAUCAGAUCCCAGGAGAUAUCUGUGCCCAAACUGUGGGCGACUCUUCAGACACAUGGGCAGGCUCAGAGCCCACAUGCUCACACACGCCCCAGGUCAAAGUUACACCUGUUCCUGCUGUGGUAAAACACUAGGAAGUUGGAAAAAACUGUGGCACCAUCAGAGAAUUCAUCGUCAGAGACGUGGCCGCUUCACUUGUCCUCAGUGCGGGCAAGGUUUUCGGUUUGUAGAGCCUUACAAAAAACACAUGAGUGAGCACCCAGAUUUCCAGUGGGUUCAGGUCAGGCCUAAGAAAGUGUUUCUGCCUUAUCAAUGUGAGCGCUGCAGAUGCAGCUUUAAAACUCUAGACCUGCUCUUCAGUCACCAGCUCUGCCAUUCCGUAACGCUAGACGUACGCAAGGACCCUGACUUUGAUUCAUUCGUAGAUGAUCGUAGUGCACAAUCAAACAAGAAAAUUCUUAGGCCUCCCACCAGUAACAACAUAGAAACAUUACACCAAACCUCUGAGGAACAUGACUCUCCUUUAAGGCCCUUAUCAAAAUAUCCAGACCCAGUACUUCAAGAGUCAAAUGUAGCGCUCCCUGCGAUUUCCUGUGUUCAAAGCCAGGUUCCUGAUUCGAUUAAUUCUUCUGAGCAUCCCAGCACGACAAAGAUAGUCCAAGAUAAAGAGGCCAGUCAUGACAGUGUAGGUAAAAAUGGACCUGCAAAAACCAUUACAACUUUAAAAACUGAGAAGAGACAUGUGACUCAGAAUGCCAGCAAGUCAAACAAAAGGCCUUCAGAUGGUGUAAGUUGUGCUGUGUGUGGAAAUUCAUACCCUGCCAUUUCAGACCUUUAUCAACAUUAUUUGCAGCAUGCCAGAGGCCAGGUGUAACUGUUUAAAAAUGAAAUGCAUUUCCCCUUUUUAUACGCACAUCACGUUUUUCCACAGGGUUUAACUCUGGGGUCCUUGUAAGUCUGUGUUAAGUUGCAUUUCCACACAGACUUCCCAGGAAUUUUCAAGGCACCAUGAUUUAAAGAGCUCUGAAGGUUAGACAAAUUAGGUGUCCUCCUAGGUAGGUAAUUGUUCAGUGGUUCAUUUCUGUAAAUGCCAAUGCUGAAAUGUGACGCAGAGGAGACGACACUGCAACAAUAGUGAGCAUGCUGUAACUCGUUGCCAAUAAAGAGAAAGGCAGUCAUCACAAAGCGGAUCCAAAAUGUCAGACUAAACAGAUUUUAUGAGCUAUUUCUGCUGAGUGUUACGUGAGUGAGACUUGCAGUACUAGCAGACAGCACCGAAGCCCCAUCCAGAGUAAUACCCACAAGCAUGGAUGUUGUCAGGUAGAAUAUUUCCUCAAAACUUUAUAUAUCACCUGGUCACUGUGGAGAAAACAUCCUGAUUUACUCCACAGGUCCCCAGUUCAUUAGGAACGUUCCUGUGGUACAACUUCAGAUAAAGUAAAAACUAUAUAUAUAGUUACACACUUGGAAAACACUCAGAUGACUUGGAAGAUUUGCUCUGAUCAUUUAUUUAGCUAUUUAUGUGUGACAUUUUUGAGAAAAUUUUCAAUGAGUUUCAUUACAUUUAGUUAACACCUUCAGCUCAAACCCACUAACAUUCCUUUUAGUAUUUAGUAAUUACACUCAUAAAAUGAACAAAAGAAAUGUAGAUAAAGCGAGAAGAUUGAUAGAAGAGGACUGUAUCAAAGCAAGUCAGCGUCACGGAUGUGUCCCAUGUAUUUUCUACGCUGAUUGCACUGGUGUUUAACCAGAAGCUGCCCUGGGAUCGUGGAAUAUGCCUGUUUCACAGCAGACAGUAGGGAAACACAGGUGUCACUAAGCACAUCAUUAAGCCUCUGUGCCUGUUUAGCUGCUGUUUUGAAUCAAAUAGCUGCUGUGAAACAGGCCUAUUGGAUAAUGUUUAUGAUUUUAAAAAUGGUGUUUUUAUAUAAAGGACCAAUCACGGACAGGAAGGAAGGAUUUUAUUUGACUUUAAGAAAUUCACGGAAAUCUUUUUGAGAUAUCAUGUUCUUGCUGCCGUACGUCUUCCUAGUUCUUAUAAGUUUUAAAAAUACACUACACAGUGUUUGUGGGACAAAAUCUACUACUACUAGUGUUGCAGAAGUUUGAUUUGUCAAAUGAGAAGUAUGACGAGCUACAUAAAUGAUAGUUUACUGUUGGUUCAGUAUCAAACUGUAUUUCAUGCAGUUGUUUUCUUGGCUUAAAGGCUAGCUGUUACCUGAUGACAAAUUUGUUUUGGGCCACAACAACAACACGUGCCGGGAUUUUGUAUUUACAUUUUAAGAGAAUCAGCUUUAUCCAUAUGUCAUUUUGUGAACCUAUGAUUGAAAUAAUCAUAUAAAGUUUUUUUCAAUAAAAACUGACAAAUACCCAUUUCACACCUGUUGAGCCAAGCAUGUUUGGUUAAAUGGAGAUCGUUGUUCACAGCUUUUGGAAAAGAUGCUUUUCAUCCUUGUCGUACGUCACGCUUCAGUUCAUUGGAAUUGCUUAAAGCAGUGGUUCCUAAAGUGUGGGCCGCAGCCUUAAGGUACUGCAGGGGGGCCGCAGUAAUAAGAGAAAAUACUCACACGUAUGUAUAGUUACAUAUUUCUAUAAAUGUAUUCAUUUAUAGAAAUAUGUGAAUUAAAACUGGUAAUAGGAGGUGGUUGGUUUGUGAUAUUACUCAUCACUCUGAGCUAAAUUUACUGCUCUUAUAUUGAAGUU